UGUAGCAUCUUAGAGAGCCAGUGUGGCUGGUAGACAGGCAGAGGGGGGAAUCGCCAGAAUCUGGGAUAUAUUUGGGAAAAAGGGCAGUCGGUGGGCGAACCGGUAGAAAUCCCCGGCGGAGCCUUGACCAACACACCGUGGAGACCUCUACUCCUCCCCGCUGCUGGGUGCGUUUUUUCCUCCCGGGAAUCUCCUUGGGAUCUGGAUCCGCACAGGUGACUGAAUCAGUCGUCUUGUAGCUGUGCUGAGCUGUUUGCAGACCAAAGAUGGAUCAGCUUUCAGAUGAGGAGGUGGAGGUCAGGGGGGAGGAGGAUGAAGAAGAGGAGGAUAGCGAUAAGGAUGACCAGGACCUGGAUAAGAUGUUUGGAGCCUGGCUGGGAGAGCUGGACAAGCUCACACAGAGCUUGGAUGAUGGUCGUCCAGAAGGCGCCCCUCAACAGAAAGCUCCGCUCAGACAGGAGACCAACAUGGCAAACUUCUCAUACAGAUUCUCCAUCUACAACAUCAACGAGGCCCUGAAUCAAGGGGAGAAUGUGGACCUCAAUGCCCUUAUGGCUGAUCUCUCAUCCAUUGAGCAGGAGCUCAGCACCAUUAAUACCAAGUCCAGCAGCAGCAGUAUGGCCCGGCUGGGUCUUACAGACACCAAGGUCCGACAGAAGCCCCCCGCUGGGCGCAGCGGCAGGCAGCAGUCAACAGGGGGCAGCGGUGGCGGUGUUGGUAACAGCGUGUCCGGUGGAGGUGGCAGCAGCGGGGCGAGCAGCAGCAGCAGCACCAGAGCAUCUCCGGCCGGCACUAUCAGAACUCCAAGCGGACAUCAGGGGAGACCGCAGCUGGCUUCCAAUUUCAGCCUGGAUGACAUCACGUCUCAGCUGGAGAAGGCAUCUCUCAGUAUGGAUGAAGCUGCUCGGCAGACAUCCUCCCACUCUCUUAGCUCCACCUCCUCCUACAAGUCAGCCUCAGUGCGACGGCCGGGAUCUUCUCAGCGCCAACAUCGACGCACGGGAUCAGUGGGCACGGUCAGCGAGCAUGAGGUGCGGUCGUUCGUCCACUCCUCCCGCUCAUCCGUCACCUCGGCAUCCGGCAUCUCUGUUAACUCCGCCUCCUCCAUGGAUUCACUGGACAGCGUCCUCCACUCCGAAUCCGACGGCCCGCUGCCUUCAGGCGAGGGCUCCAGUCAGGGCCAUCCCAUUGCAGAGCACUCCUAUCUGGACAGGGAAACCUCUCUGAUUCUGAGAAACAUUGCAGGAAAGCCCUCCCACCUGCUGACCAAGGAGGAGCAGGCUGCCAAGCUAAAGGCGGAGAAUAUCCGGGUAGCUUUGGAGAAGAUCAAGGAGGCACAGGUGAAAAAGCUGGUGAUUCGUGUUCAUCUGUCAGAUGAGAGCUCAAAGACCAUGAUGGUGGAUGAGAGACAGACCGUCAGACAGGUUCUGGACAGUCUGCUGGAUAAAUCUCACUGUGGUUACAGUCCGGACUGGUCUCUGGUGGAAACCAUCACAGAGCUGCAGAUGGAGCGGAUCUUCGAGGACCAUGAGAACCUGGUGGAGAACCUGUUGAACUGGACUAGAGACAGUCAGAACCGCCUCAUGUUCACCGAGCGCAUUGAGAAGUACGCCCUGUUCAAAAACCCACAGAACUACUUACUGGGGCGGAAGGAGACGUGCCAGAUGGCAGAGAGGAACAAAGAAGCUCUGUUAGAGGAGUGUUUUGGAGGCAGCUCGGUGUCUGUCCCUGAGAUGGAGGGAGUGCUGUGGCUGAAAGAGGACGGCAAGAAGUCAUGGAAGAAACGCUACUUCCUGCUCAGGGCAUCUGGCAUCUACUACGUCCCGAAGGGCAAGGCCAAGACCUCCAGGGACCUGGUGUGUUUCCUCCAGCUGGAUCACGUCAAUGUUUACCUGGGUCAUGACUACAAGAGCAAGUACAAGGCUCCUACAGACUACUGCAUGGUGCUAAAGCACCCUCAGAUCCAGAAGAAGUCUCAGUAUAUAAAGUACCUUUGCUGUGAUGACAUCAGAACCCUCCAACAAUGGAUCAACAGUGUUCGCAUCGCAAAGUAUGGGAAGCAGCUGUACAUCAACUUCCAGGAGGCCAUGAGAAGAACAGAGGCAGCCUACGAUUGGUCCUCCCUCUCCUCCUCUUCCAUGAAGUCUGGAUCCAGCUCUUCCAGCCUUCCAGAAUCCCAGUCCAACCACUCCAGCCAAUCAGACAGCGGCGUCUCCGAGCUGGCAUCAUCAGGACACACCCGCUCCCAGAGUGUGGUCAGCUCCAUCUUCUCUGACGCCUGGAGGAGAGGAACGCAGGGAGAGAUGAUGAAGAUGGACCCCAUCAGUAGACCCAUCCCUGUUCAGAUCCCCAGCCUCUCCCCCCAGCCCCAGACUCCUCCCUCCCGGAGCAGCUACACUGAUGGGUUUGUUCCAUGCGAGGACUCCUCCUCCUCUCCAUCCCCGCCCUCACCUCCACCCCCUCUGCCCUCCAUGGCGAGCGUGGCCCAUCAAGCGGCACCUCCUUCCUCCUACGUGAAGUACAGCACUCUGGCUCGUCUGCAAAGUCAGAACCAGCCCAGGAUACAACAGGCAGGCGGCACUGGUCCGGUUUCCCUACCCGUGCAGAGCUACAACACCCUUCCAGCAACCUACGGCACCUCCCCUCCAUCCCCCCCACCUCCUCCCCCACCCACAAUGCCAGAUCCUGGCUCCGCCAUGGCUGCUCUGAAGUUUGGUCCACCGAGCCCCAACUCUCUGCCGCCGCCACCUCUGUCAGAGGAGGAGGUACAGGAGCCUCACUGUCUCCCACCUCCUCCUCCAGAGGGCCUUGAAACCAACGGGGAGCCCCCUCCUCCUCCUCUGGAGCCCCUCCCUAACCCCUGCCCUCAACUCUCCAACGCAGGCCUGCAGCAGUUCUUGUCGCAGAAGUUUCCCAACAUGGUUUACGACUUCAGCCCAGCAUCACUACAGGACGGUUCUCCCCCACCUCCUCCACCUCCCACCGAACUUUCUCCCCCAGCUUCACUCCAAGCUGUCCGGCCUCUGUCCCCUAACGCUCCCCCACCUGCGCCUCCCAAAACCUUCUCUGGAGUGUUCCCCCCACUGACUGCGCCCAAACCUUCAGGCCCCUCCUCCCUCCCCAUCGCCCUCUCCCCUAUCUCUCCCAACCAGCCACUUCCUGGACACUGUCCUGUCAGAAAGCAGCAGAGCUUCUCUACAGGGCACUCCCCAAAUCAGCCCCCUCCCACUCUUCCCAAGCAGCACAGCCUCUCCUCCAAAAACCUGGCCAUCUCUCCCUCCUCCUCUAAUGCUAUCUCCAUCGCGGCUGCUACCUCAUCUUUGGUCAAACAAAUCGUCAAUCAGUUCCCAGGAAAUGCCUCCUUUCUGCCUGCCUCCAGCUCUGCCCCUCAGUCACCUCCUGCUGUGAAGGCCAAACCAAAGUGGCAAGUAGGUGGUGUCACAGCUCCACAAUCCCCAGAAUUCCCCCCACCUCCUCCUGACAGCUCCAUAGGUGAUUUUCCUCCUCCUCCCUCUUCCUCCUCCUCCUCGAAGACCGACUCGCCCAUUAAAAAGUCACCCUCCACCUCAUCCACAGGAUCCACCAAGCGUGGGCCUCCACCCACCCCACAAAGAGCCUCCUCCAUGAAGGACACUCAGGAUGAGAGGCCCAAGAAGGUAGAGAGCCUGUUGAGUAAAUUUGGCCAAGCCCCUCAGACAGGAACAUCAUCAAGCUCCUCCUCAGCAACAGGUUCUCCUUCCAAAGACUCCACCGCUCUUCCUGCUCCGCUCCCCAAGCCAGGGAAGCUGAACCUGGCCAACCUGCCGCUGGUGAUCCAAGGACUGCAAACAGGCCAGCAACAUCAGCCCGACUUCCCAUCUCCUCCUCCUCCACCUCCACCCAACCAGCAUCUCGACUCAUCAUCUGACUACUUCCCUCCUCCCCCGAGCGAGUUGGAGCUGUUCCCUCCCCCGCCUCACCCCUCAGAGUUCCACCACCCUCCAAAGGUUGCAGUGGUGAACCCGCAGCCUCAGAUGCAGCCUCCCCCGCAAUCAGCAACAUGCACCUUCUCUUCAUCCUCCUUGUCAUCAUGGAAACAAGGCUCUGUGAAAAAGGGGGCGGUGCCCCCUCCGGCGAUGAACCGGCGUAGUAGCAACACUGCACAGUACGACAACACAAUCUCACUGCCUCUCUCGCCACCUCCUCUGUCUCAAACCCCGCCACCCUCCCUCUCUUCUUACUCCUCCUCCUCUCCUAUACCCCCUACCUCCCCAAAAUCUGCAAGCCCUGGCUCCCUGGCACUCAAGCCUCACUUCCUCGAGGAUCUCAACCGCACACUGAAGAGAAAGUCAGUGUCCCGCCACGGCUCCCUCACCUCCACCCACCUGAUCUCCUCCUCCAAGAUGGAGCCCGUGGGCACCAUGGACGACAUGGCACUCCUCCCGCCUCCUCCCCCUGAGCUCCUGCCGCAGCAGGGGGUCCGGGGACACUCCCACACUUUGUCGCGGCACCAUGGGCGCUCUCAAUCAGCCAAACAUGGCAACAUCUCAGGCUAUGCAACACUGCGGCGAGGCCCGCCUCCUGCUCCACCCAAACGGGAUCAAAGCACCAAACUGACCAGUGAGUGGUAGGAGGCAGCGACUCUGGCUGUUGCUCACAAACAGAACUGACCAAUUAGGUCCCAUUGUCCCUGCGGAGAGGACAAAUACCCAUCUCUCCUUAGUCCCAAAACAUUGGCCCUCGAAUUCCAAGCAAGUAGCAAACCGUAUUUCCUACUUCUAAUCUCAGAAUAAUCCUCAUUAUUUCCACCGUUACAUGUUUAAUCCAACAUGAGUAACAAUAUAAAUAUAUAAAUAUAUAUGUAUAUAGUUAGCAAGAUGGAAAAUCACCUCUCCAGCUUUUUUUCAUGUCUGUGCAGCUUUGCAUUGAAACAUACUAAAGACUUGAAGUGACCUUUAGCUGAAAUAUACCAGGUACUGCAUGGACCGAGGAUACGGAUGGAGAGAUCAGUGGAAGGGACCAGGGAAGAGGAAGGCCGACGACAACGAUAAUGAUGAUGAUGAUGUGCAUAGAAGUGUAUAUUGUGAGAGCUGUGUGGGGAAGUGUGUGUGGGGGGGGCAUCCUAGAUGGAGCAUUGCCAUUUCUUUCACCCUUUUUUGUGUGUUUUUAUAUCAAAUAAUUUAAUACUGGAAAAAUAUUGUAAUAAUUAUUUUGAAUUUUAAGAAGUGUAAAAAGAGAGUGAGUUUGAGCGGAUGUUCGACUAUUUUCUCCAAGCCCCUGGAUGGCCAGAGUCGCUUGGUUUCAUCUGAUCGUCUGCUGAUCUGUUGGUAGGAAGACAGAGGCUGGGUGUUCUGACAGGAGACGGCCCUUUGUCUUUGUUCAAACGGCAAGACCGUGCUCAGCUGAAUUAUUCAGGCCCCUUGAAGUUUUUCACAUUUCCGUCAUGUAACAAAGCACACCCUUCAGUGUUUUCAUCAGGAUUUAAUGUGAUAGACCGAGACAAAGGAGUGCAUAGUUGUGAAGUGAAAGUAAGGUUAUGGUUUUCAAUAUUCUUUCCAAAUCAAAACAUUUGGGAUGCAUUUUGUGUUCAGUGCCCCUGCCUCAAGACUUUGUAGAACUACAUUUUGCUGGAGUUACAGAGGUGAGGAAUGUUUUUCCCAGUGCUGCAGGUCUACAGGGGGGAAACGUUGCCCAUUGUUGACAAGAGUUUUUUAGGUAUUUUUUCUGAGUUUAGGUCAAUCUAUCCCAUCAUUCUGGCUUACCUUCCUGUCCCUGCAGGAGAAAAAACAGCCAACCCCACAGCAUGACAUUGCCCCCCACCGGGUUUCAAUGUGUUUUCAGGGCGAUGUGCUGGGUUAGUUUUCUGCCACACAUUGCAUGUUGGCUGUGUUGCCCACAUGGCUUGUGGCAAAGCUGGUGGCUUUACUCUCUCCACUCCUCCAUAAGAGUCAGACUGGUGGAAAGCCUAACCCAGAGGUCAUAACAACAGUUCCUCCCACCUGAGCUGUGGAUCUCCAAGCUCCUCCAGAGUUACUGUGGGUUUCUUGGCUGUUUCUCUCAUCAGUGUCUUUUCAGAUGGAGGUGUGUGUCCUAGUAGGUCUGCAGGCGGUCCUCUCUCCAUGCCCAAUUGAUGGAUUGCACAGAACUCUGGGAGAUAUUUAGAGCUUGGAAGAUUAUUUUAGAACUGAACCCCUGCUUUUAAUGGAACCAGAACUUCCUUCCUGACCUGUCCCCUGAGUUCCUUGGUCUUCAUGAUGCUCUUUAUUCACUCAAGGCCUCCAUAGAACAGCUGGAUUUAGACGACAAUAGAUGACUUCUGAAUGCAGAGUUGCUCUGGCUUUUAUUUAGAUGCAUCAGAGCAAAAUCAGAUGAAUACAUAUCCUGCUACUUCACUGUUAUGCAUUACGUUAUGUUCUGUUGCAUUAAAUCCCAGAAAACCUG
This is a messenger RNA of Fundulus heteroclitus (mummichog), 6420 nucleotides long. RefSeq names its product Ras association (RalGDS/AF-6) and pleckstrin homology domains 1a (gene raph1a). The record is from RefSeq and is a predicted model, not a curated record. NCBI's taxonomy places the organism in Eukaryota, Metazoa, Chordata, Actinopteri, Cyprinodontiformes, Fundulidae. The transcript is spliced from 20 exons. Gene Ontology annotation, biological process: signal transduction. Bases 267 to 4610 code for a protein of 1447 amino acids. Gene Ontology annotation, cellular component: plasma membrane; cytosol.